AUGACCGUCUCUAUCCCGCAGUCCUUCGUCAAGCUCGACCCCGCUGAGGGCUGGGGUCUGAACAACCUGCCCUACGGUGUGUUCUCGACCGGCUCGGACGACAAGACGCGCCCCGGUGUCGCUGUCGGCGACAAGAUUCUCGACCUCGAUGCGCUCUCGCGCUCGUCCCACUUCAAGGACUCGCCCGUCCCCGCCGAGGUUUUCCAGGGCGGUAACCUCGACGCCUUUGUCGCCCGCGAGCCCCAGGACUGGGCCAAGUUCCGCGCCUACCUCCAGAAGAUCCUCGGCGUUGACUCGCCCCUCAAGGACGCCUCGGACCUGAACAAGCUCCUCGUCGACCGCGCCAGCGCCAAGAUGCACCUCCCCAUCCGCAUUGGUGACUACACCGACUUCUACGCUUCGUACGAGCACGCCUUCAACUGUGGCUGCCUCAUCCGUGGCCCCGACAAUGCCAUGCAGCCCAACUGGAAGCACCUUCCCGUUGCCUACCACGGCCGCGCCUCGUCCGUCGUCAUCUCGGGCACUCCCUUCCACCGCCCCGUUGGCCAGAUUCUCGAGAAGCCCGGAGACAAGCAGCCCAUCUUUGCUCCCUGCCGUCGCCUCGACUAUGAGCUCGAGACUGGCUUCAUCUACGGCGGCUCUGCUUCCAAGCUCGGCGAGCGCCUCUCCCCCGCCGAGGCCCGCAAGCACAUCUUCGGUCUCGUCCUCCUCAACGACUGGUCGGCCCGUGACAUCCAGACCUGGGAGUACGUUCCCCUCGGCCCCUUCCUGUCCAAGAACUUCUGCACGACCAUCUCGCCCUGGAUCGUCCAGCCCGUUGCGCUCGAGCCGUUCCGCGCGCCCCAGUACGACCAUGACCCCGAGCUCCUCCCCUACCUCCAGGACCCCGAGGGCUACAACUACGCCGUCCCGCUCAACAUUGACAUCAAGCCCGAGGGCGGCGAGUACGACCGCGUCUCGGUGUCGUCGAUGCAGCACACCUACUACACCUUUGCCCAGAUGAUCGCCCACCACUCGUGCACUGGAUGCGGUAUCCGACCCUCCGACCUCAUGGGCUCUGGUACGCUCUCGGCGCCCAACGACGAGGGUCUCGGAUCCCUCCUCGAGCGCUCGCGCAUGGGCAAGCAGCCCUUCAAGCUCGGCAAGCGCGAGGACAUGACCUGGCUCCGUGACGGUGACUCGGUCCGCAUCUCGGCGCUCGUAAAGAACGGCGACGCUGCCGUCAACUUUGGCGAGUGCGAGGGCACUGUCCUCCCUCCCCUCAAGCAGUUCGGCCAGUAA
Trichosporon asahii var. asahii CBS 2479 is the source of this 1281-nucleotide messenger RNA. RefSeq lists its product as uncharacterized. The coding region runs from base 1 to 1281 and encodes 426 amino acids. The transcript has a single exon. The record is from RefSeq and is a predicted model, not a curated record. NCBI's taxonomy places the organism in Eukaryota, Fungi, Basidiomycota, Tremellomycetes, Trichosporonales, Trichosporonaceae. Gene Ontology annotation, biological process: homogentisate catabolic process; L-tyrosine catabolic process; L-phenylalanine catabolic process. Gene Ontology annotation, molecular function: fumarylacetoacetase activity.